AUGCCAAGACAGAGGAGAGAGGACAAGGUGCGAUUCAUGCGUUCGCAAUACUACGAAGGGGAUAUGAUGACACUUCCGGCCAAGUAUAAAUUAUCUAACAUCAUUGAUCCAGCCUCCCUUCCCGAACCGCUUUCCUUUAACACUUUUCGUCCCAGGCCGGACCCAGAUGUGUGCGACUUCCCCGCCCGAUAUUGGCCGUCUCCCGAUACUUCCCUCAUCCCCGAGGAUAUGUCGGCUAGCGAGUUAUGGGAGCAUUGUUCCAGGAAUGUCGCCUCUAGUAGCGGUCGGGCUAGCGGACGGACGGACAACCGGCGGAGGGAGAACAAAUCAAACAGCUCAACAACGCGAUCUUACAAGAACAUUCCGAAAUGUAUACCCAUCACCAACAACCGGAUACACGAGGCAGUGGUGGACAUAGAGCGACUCCCGCGGAAGGAGCAAGAUGACCGACUAAUGGUCCUGAAGUCCAAGUUCAGCGAAAAGGACUAUGAAAUCCUAGAACAGAUAGUGGAGGACAAACGCGCAGAAUAUCUAAGGGUAUUCCGUAAGUCAUAUCUGGAGCGUGGCCUUGGUCCUGUCCCUCGCAGUGACAACUCCGCUUACCUUGCCCGGGAGCUGAAGCGCCGUGUGGCUUGUCAGGAAUGUGGUCUUGACUGGAAGAAAACCAAAUGGCCCCCAAUGCGCAGAAAGCAUCACCUGCCUGUCCGGCAUGAAAUAAACAUGCCAUGUGUCAUGCAGAAUGAUGUCGUGUGA
Messenger RNA from Ylistrum balloti, 753 nucleotides. RefSeq lists its product as uncharacterized. Bases 1 to 753 code for a protein of 250 amino acids. The transcript has 5 exons. The record is from RefSeq and is a predicted model, not a curated record. NCBI's taxonomy places the organism in Eukaryota, Metazoa, Mollusca, Bivalvia, Pectinida, Pectinidae.